CAAACCUACUCAUUUUUUUGCUCUGAUAUCUAAAUUUAAAGAACCCUAAACACAAUCUUUCACCAUAAUGAGUUUUCAAAUAUUUUGGCUAUUUCGCCUAACUCUCAUCGUAACAUUCAUCUCCCAUGGCUCGUGUUUUCCAGACCAAGCUGGAUAUUAUAGUUUUAUGAAAGAUGCAACAUUCGCACCAAUGUUUGCUCGGUUCGAUUACAUAAUCAUCGGAGGAGGAACCUCAGGCUGCUCCUUAGCCGCAACGCUAUCUCAAAACGCUACCGUUUUGCUUCUUGAACGCGGCGGCUCGCCUUACGAUAACCCGGCGGCGACAGAUAUCGGAAACUUCGCGACCACUCUCUCAAACACAUCACCAAAAUCGUGGUCGCAGCUUUUUGUCUCCGAGGACGGCGUUUACAACACACGUGCGCGCGUCCUCGGCGGCGGCUCGGUGCUAAACGCGGGUUUCUACACACGUGCGGGAGAAGAGUACGUGAAGGAAGCUGAGUGGAAUAGUGACGAAGUUGAAGCUGCUUACGAGUGGGUAGAGAAGAAAGUAGCGUUUCAACCGCCGGUGAUGGGAUGGCAAACGGCGUUGAAAGAUGGGCUUUUGGAGGCUGGAGAGUUUCCUUACAACGGCUUCACUUACGAUCAUAUAUAUGGGACCAAGAUCGGCGGUACGAUCUUUGACCGUGCCGGUCAUAGACACACGGCGGCGAAUCUGUUGGAGUAUGCUAAUCCGGACACUAUUUCUGUCUAUUUGCAUGCUUCUGUUCACAAGAUCCUCUUCACAACAAAAGGAAGACCUAGGCCAAAAGCAUACGGAGUGAUAUUUCAAGACGCAAAUGGAGUGUUACACAAGGCAGAGCUGGCGAAAAACGCAAUGAACGAAGUGAUUUUGUCCGCAGGCGCCAUCGGGAGCCCGCAGCUGCUGAUGCUGAGCGGCGUGGGUCCUAUGGCUCAUCUCGCGACUCACGGGAUCAGUCCGGUGGUCUUAGAUCAUCCAAUGGUUGGGCAAGGGAUGGGAGAUAAUCCUAUGAAUGCUAUCUUUAUUCCUUCUCCAACCCCUGUGGAGGUUUCUCUAAUACAAGUCGUUGGGAUCACAAAGUUUGAAAGUUACAUCGAAGGAGCAAGCGGCGUAAUCUUCUCUUAUAGUUGGACUCGUAAUUUUUUUGAUGGUGUUUUGAAUUAUCUCAACGAGAUGCAGACAAGCCGUACUACUACAUCUACAACACCAACACUCUCGACUCAAUCAAUCACAGAUUUUUUCAAGUCCAUUGAUCCAUUACUGAAUGCGACCACAAAAGCCGGUUUGAUCCUCCAGAAAGUCGCGGGACCGGUCUCAAGAGGUCACUUGGAGCUUAGGAACACAAACCCUAAUGAUAACCCUUCAGUGAGAUUCAACUACUAUCAAGAGCCAGAGGAUCUAGAGAAAUGUGUUGAAGGGAUUAGCACCAUUAUUAAAGUGAUUAACUCAAAGGCAUUUUCCAAAUUCAAGUACCCGGACGCGACCAUACAUGGCCUGCUCGAUCUUAUACUUAGCGUUCCCACCAAUCUAAGGCCAAGGCAUGUAGCCUCGGUGUUUAACUUAAAGCAGUUUUGCAUUGACACUGUGAUGACUAUUUGGCAUUACCAUGGAGGUUGCCAAGUUGGAAGAGUAGUUGACAAGAAUUACAGAGUUUUAGGUAUUAAUUCUUUGAGGGUUAUUGAUGGAUCAACAUUUCUUAAGUCCCCGGGGACUAAUCCGCAAGCUACGGUCAUGAUGCUGGGAAGGUAUAUGGGCCAGAAGAUUCUUCGAGAGAGGGCGACUUUCCGAAAAAAGGAUGAAGAAGCAUGAUAUUUUUACUUUGAUAUAUAUAUAUGCUAAAAUUAAACAAAUCUUGAACUUGGAAUUGUUUGAAUUAAUGUAUGAUGAACUAAGAUAGUCUGAAUGUGUACAUCGGUCCAUGUUCUGUUUCUUUUAUGUAUAAUAAUGGUGGAAUCUUUGAAAUUCAGAUGAAUUUUGUCUAUCCUUAUGAUUAAUCGGAGUCUAUACG
Messenger RNA from Eutrema salsugineum, 2027 nucleotides. RefSeq names its product protein HOTHEAD. Gene Ontology annotation, molecular function: oxidoreductase activity, acting on CH-OH group of donors; flavin adenine dinucleotide binding. The record is from RefSeq and is a predicted model, not a curated record. The transcript is spliced from 5 exons. The coding region runs from base 68 to 1828 and encodes 586 amino acids. NCBI's taxonomy places the organism in Eukaryota, Viridiplantae, Streptophyta, Magnoliopsida, Brassicales, Brassicaceae.